Molecule: messenger RNA, 1755 nt
Organism: Urocitellus parryii (Arctic ground squirrel)
Lineage: Eukaryota; Metazoa; Chordata; Mammalia; Rodentia; Sciuridae
Source: RefSeq, a predicted model, not a curated record
AUGUCCUCCAGCUCCCCCUUUUCUGAUCUGAAAGACACCCCAGUCAUCUCUUCAGACUUAAAGAUCAGAGAGGAAGAUGAAGUCAGCUGGAUUCAGAUGCAGUCUCUUCUCACCAGCUCUGUCACCCUGGUUCUGACUUCCCAGGACUCUGCCCUUCCCCAGAAGGAGCAGGAGAAGAUGACCAAGUUUCAGAUUUCACAGCCAUGUGAGAUUCACAAGCUGCCAGGCUAUAAACCCUUCAAACUGGGUAUGAUGUUGCCAUGGGGAAGAGAGGAGAAGCUUUGGAUGAUGGAGGCAGAAACCAAAGAAGAUGAGAGUUCAGGAUGCAGGGGUCAAAAUGAGACAGAGACUCUCCAAGAAGUAGGGUUAAGAUACCUUUUACAUGAAGACCUUACAUGCUGGCAAAUAUGGGAACAAUUGACAAGUAAAUUAACCAGAAAUCAGGACUUUAUCCUAAGUCUUCAAGGCAAGAGGUCUGAGUUGCCAAGAAAAGGUGAUGCMCAGGUGUGGACAGGAGCCUCUGUUCCAGUUCCUGGAGAUGAGAUCUGUGUAGUGAAGCUUCACAGGGAGAGUUCCAAUAGUGUCAAAAAGCAAGAGUUUCCAAUUAGGACCACCUGGGAUUUCUGAAGAAAAAUGAAUGUGGAAGAAUCUCAGAAUUACCAGAGAAGAUGCCAUCAAACUGACAUAAAAAAUAAACUGUGUCAAUGUGACUGUGAUGACCAGGAAGCACACAAAGGAGAGGAAGCUUCUAGCCCCAACRAUGGCAGAAAAGAAUUCAUGAAGAAAUCACCCCAGCAUAGGGUCAGACCCUCACAAGAGCAAACCUCCCAUGAGGAUGGAAAAGGCUUCAGUGUUGGCUCUGACCUUGACCUUCCCCAGCAGUUGCCCUUGGGAGAGAAGCCCCUUGUGUGUACUGAGUGUGGGAGGACCAUGCAUCAUAGCUUGUUGCUGACCUUGCAUCCGAGCACUCACCUGGGUGGAAGACACUGCAGGAAUGAGAAUGGUGAGGGCUUUGGUCUGAGCUCCUGCUUACAGACUCAUCAUGUCCACCCAGGAGAGGAGCCCUCCAAGUGUCAGGUGUGUGCUCAGAGCCUCAAUGAGAACUCCUCUCUUCCAAGUCAUGAGCGGCCAGGAGAGAAGCUGGACCCCUGUGAGAGAGUCCUCCCCAGAGACAAAACAUGAAGUUGGGAGGCAUGUGAGAGGGGACAUAACCAGGAUCCUGCUCUCCAUCCGAGAGUCCACACUGGAGGGAAGCCAUCUACAUGUGAGGUAGGCCAUAAGGGCUUCAGUAAGGCCUCAAACCUUCAUGCUCAUCAGAGAAUUCACACUGGAGAGAAACCCUACAGAUGYGAUGUGUGUGACAAGAGCUUCAGCCGGAAUUCUCACCUUCAAGCCCAUCAGAGAGUCCACACGGGAGAGAAGCCCUACACGUGGGAGGUGUGUGGGAAGGGCUUCAGUUGGAGCUCGCAUCUUCAGGCCCAUCAGAGAGUGCACACAGGGGAGAAGCCCGACAGAUGUGAGGAGUGUGGAAAGGGCUUCAUCUGGAACUCAUAUCUCCAUGUUCACCAGAGGAUCCACACAGGGGAGAAGCCCUAUAAAUGCACCCUGUGUGGGAAGAGCUUCAGCCGGACCUCACAUCUGCAGGCCCAUAGGAGAGUCCAUACUGGUGAGAAACCACACAGAUGCUUUGUGUGUGGGAAGGGCUUUAGUCAGAGUUUGUCUUCARGUUCAUCCGAAAGUCCACACUGGCAAUAA